AUGCGUCAGGAUGUGACAGUGGUACAGAAUCAGCGGGAACGCUAUCCCGGUGACCAGCAGGAAGCUCGAGAGAAAGCGGCCAAAGUCCACCACGUCGCUCGUGGCGCUCAGCUCGGCGUCGCCCAGGUACGAGGCGUACUCGGAGGCGUAGUACUUUGUGAUCAAUAUCGGGAGGUGUGCAAUGGCAAACACGAAAGCGUCCAGGAGAGGGAACCAGUUGCCGUAGAGCGCGCCGGCGAGCACGACCAGCAGAAAUCCAACGGCCAGCACGGACGACAGCCCGAUGAUCUUCGUGAGAGGAUAGAGUACGCCUUGGAGGCGAUUAAGCAGGGCUCUGCAGCCGUAGGGAUCACGUCCAAGAACCAUGUGGUCCUGGUGGCCCUGAAGCGGAACGCGGAGGAGCUGGGCUCGUACCAGAAGAAAAUCAUCAAAAUUGACAACCACAUGGGCAUAGCAUUGGCCGGCCUGGCGCCCGACGCGCGUGUGCUCUCGAACUUCCUGAGACAGCAGGCCAUGUCGUCGAAAAUGGUGUUCAACCGGCCGCUGAACGUGGCCAAGGCGGUGUACUCGAUCGCAGACAAGGCACAGGACAACACACAGUCGGCGGGCGGCCGUCCGUACGGCGUGGGGCUGCUGGUGGCCGGAAUCGACGAGAACGGCGCCCAUCUGUACGAGUUCCAGCCGUCGGGAAGCGUGCUGGAAUACGUGGGGGCGGCGAUUGGCGCGAGGUCCCAGGCCGCCAGAACGUUUCUGGAAAGGAAAUACGAGGAGUUCGCAGACGCCACCAAGGAACAGCUGGUAGAGUACGCGUUGACGGCCCUCAGAGACACGCUGUCGCAGGACAAGGAGCUCAACUCGCUGAACACGACGGUCGCCGUCGUCGGCAAGGACGAGCCCUUCACGAUCUACGAUGACGACGACGUGCAGCAGUGGCUCGACCGUCUGGAUAGCCUGUCCAACGCCAGAAAUAGAGACGAACCACAGCCAGAGCAGCACUCACAAGAACAAACCGAGCCGCCAGCAGAACAGCCAGCAGAACACACUGAGCAGGCCGACAGAAUGGAUACAGACGAGUAG
This is a messenger RNA of Ogataea haglerorum, 1077 nucleotides long. RefSeq lists its product as uncharacterized. NCBI's taxonomy places the organism in Eukaryota, Fungi, Ascomycota, Pichiomycetes, Pichiales, Pichiaceae. The record is from RefSeq and is a predicted model, not a curated record. The transcript has 2 exons. Gene Ontology annotation, cellular component: nucleus; proteasome core complex; proteasome core complex, alpha-subunit complex. Bases 1 to 1077 code for a protein of 358 amino acids.